AUGGACGUCGACUCCAACCCCGCCCAGCAGCGCACUUCACGAAAACACUUGCGCAGCAGUGACGAGGAGGAGGAUGUGCCGGACUGGAGUUCGGAUAUCUCCGGUCGCUUCGACGAUGCCGCCGAGGAGCCCGAGCUGGAAGAUUACAAGUCGCCUUCAGCCAAGUCCGUGAAACGGCGCCGUUCCAACGAUUGGCCUCUACCCGAAGAGGCUGCGGAUUAUGGGCACCACGAUCGCCGACACGUUCGCAAUGGGCAUGCACCCGGAGGCCCUGCAUGCGGAUAUCGAGCAUCACCGCGGGCAUCGCCUCGUACUUCUCUCGCCUCAUUGCGUGGUCGGCAUGGAGGUGCAUCGACUAAUAGCCCUCGUAUGAGGCUCGGUCGACGGUCGCGAUUCGUCGAGGCGACUAUGUCUGAUAGUAUCAGCGAGAAGCCUCCGAGUAUCUUCAUGCAUGAUGGUAAACCUGCUGGACCGCGGCAACGGCAAUCUGGGAUCUUUCGAUUUGGCAAGGCGAUCGCCUCGGCGUUUAAUCCGUUUGGGGGUUGGGGUAAGAGCGCUGCAGAGAGUGCCAACCCGCAGCCUCCCAAGGAUGCUCUCAGCCAGGCGGAGGAGGCUUAUGCUGAACUCAAGAAAGCCGGUUACAAGGGCACCAACAAGGGUGCUUAUCUGCAGAGUCAGAAUAAUGCCAAUAGCCGCUGUGCGGUUGAUCCGACCCAUGCCGACCAGACAUGGCAAGCCAUUCAAGCCAAGAUGAAUUACGAUACUGGCGUGGCUGGUGCUGGUUCCUCGGGGGAUCGUGUCGAUAUCCCUACGCCUUCACGAUCUGCAUCCAAAUCCUCCAAACGCUCGUCUUUCCAGGACUUGCGUUCUUUGGGGAUUCCGUUCAUACGGCAUCAUGAUCAGUCGUCAACGACAUCAAUCUACCAAGAGCGAACAUCAGAAGAGUCGAUUGAAGACACUGGUCUCCGCAAGCAAAAGUCUCGGAAAGAACUCUCACGCCAGACGAAACUGCUCAAGAAAGUGAGCAACCUCGAAGACAAGCUGGAACGAGCUCGACGAGAGCUUCGCCAACUAUCUGGCAAUGAGGAACGGCUGCCUUCAACGACCCCAGAUCGAAAGUCUUUGAGCUUCGAUAUGGACCCUGGCAGCUACCCUCGCAAAUUCGUGCCAGGCGCUCUACCCACACUCCCCUCCGAACGACUUCUAGACCAACACGGCAUGAUCACCGAAUCGCCUGAGGCUGUCACAUCCGAACUAACCGCUUUGCCAUCUGUGGAGGGUCGAGGAAGUAUCUCGCUUGAAGAAUCACAACCGACCUACAGCACUGCUACAUCUCGGUCACCGAGCAGACGACCACGAGACAUGCGGUCAUCGUCCAUCAGUAAGGAAAGCUCUUCCCGCAAACGGAAGUCCCCCGUUCCUGAACAUCUCGAUAGUCGGACCCCGAAGCCCCAUGAGUCCCAUCUGGCGAACCGCAUCGACCUCGACGACCGCCCGCCCGACCACGAUGACGACCUGAUCGACUUUGGCCUCCUCAUCCCACCACGUCAAGCGAAAUGGCAGAAAUUUGAGGCCGGCGAUAGCCCUGGUUCCGUCGAGCGUAAGCGCAAUGUUGAAAUCUUGGCGCGAGAAGCACCAGGUUCAAUGCACAAAAGGUCCCCAUCCGCCAAUCCUCGAAGAUCCUCGCCAGCUAUCGCCCAUUCACCAAAAUCCAAGACCGUACCAACCCCUCCUCUCCUGCGCACGAGACGCGGUAAUUCCAACAUGCGCUCCGUGUCCCCUACCGCGACUACCAUUCCUGAAUCACCUGGCGCAGCGGCUGACGAUGUGUUUUCGUCGUCUCCCGUACCCACUAGAACCUUGCAUGCGUUCUAUCUACAACCGGACCCUCAACUGGAUCCCGAUCGGAGCCCGCGCGCUUCACCUACAAAAUCUAGUUCGGGUCGGAAGAGAAGGUGGCAGGAUAGCGAUAUUCCUCCUGUGCCGCCUCUCCCCAAGGAGCUUUUGAUGAAUGCUGCCAAGGUGAACGCGUCACCAACGAAGAAACCGGGCCCUGCGAAAGAGGGCGAGGGGACGCUCGAGGAGCAGUCGUCUUCUGUGCUGAACCUGCAACCUUCUGCCUUGGAGAAGUACCCGUGGCCUGAUGAUAUCUUUUGA
Penicillium cataractarum is the source of this 2157-nucleotide messenger RNA. Its product is annotated as putative nuclear RNA binding protein. Bases 1 to 2157 code for a protein of 718 amino acids. The transcript has a single exon. The record is from RefSeq and is a predicted model, not a curated record. Lineage: Eukaryota; Fungi; Ascomycota; Eurotiomycetes; Eurotiales; Aspergillaceae.